Fraxinus pennsylvanica is the source of this 408-nucleotide messenger RNA. NCBI's taxonomy places the organism in Eukaryota, Viridiplantae, Streptophyta, Magnoliopsida, Lamiales, Oleaceae. The record is from the annotation of a GenBank genome assembly.
AUGGACUCCUCUAAAAUAGACAAAGACAAUGAAGAAUGUAGCAGUAACGAGUCCGGGUGGACAACUUAUAUUGCAUCGCCAGAACAUCAUGGCGAUGAUGAUGAAGAUGAAGAUGAAGAUGAAGAUGAAGAUGAAGAUCGUACUGUUGAUAGAAAAGCUGAUGCUCAUGAUUCUGAAGACGGUGAAAGCGAUGACUCUAUGGCUUCUGAUGCCUCCUCCGGCCCGAGUCUUCAAGAAUGCUCAAGUGGAAAGUUUGGAGGAAGCCAUGCAGCAAACAAAGAUCACAGAAAAUGGUUUGGCAAGAAACAUCACCAACACGAAGAGAAGAAACCACAUGAGGAAAUUGAAGCAGCAAAAAUCAAGCCAGGACAAAAGGCAAACAAUGCUGGCAGAUCCAAGAAAAAAUAA